AUGAACGAGAACUUCCGACAACGAAGUGCCCCGGGUCUGACGUACGUCGCUUUCGAUUCUGGUUUCAAAUCGGCACAAAAAUUCCUCAAUUAUUGGGUAUGUAAUUGCUUUCUCGGUGCCGGGGUUUAUGGAAUGGUGCCUUUGUUAAAUGGGGAUCGAGUGUUGCCGCUGCCGACAUGGUAUCCCUUCGAUUUGAGUGUUGGGCGACGAUUUGAGGCGGUAUAUGGUCUUCAAUAUGCGUGUCAGUUGAUAGUUGGCACGAUUUUUGCUAAUGGCAUGGGAUAUUGCAUGUAUCUGUAUUUGUUGUUCACCGUCCAACUUGACAUUUUGUGCGCCAGCAUCAAGAAUAUUCCGUUCACAGCACUGAUCAAAGCUAAAAAGGACAGAAAAACGCUUAAAAAGUUGCAGAAGGAACUUGAAAAUACUCACCAAGAACUGAAUCAGUACAGUUUGGGCGAAAAAAGUGAACUUUUGGAGGAUUUGGACAAAUUUGAGUUGAACAAUGAGAGCUUCUCGAUGACUUCAGACACAUUCAAGGAUCCAAUUGUCGCGAAAUAUUUAAAAGAAGCGAUUGCUGAUUGUGUUUUGCAUCAUCAAACCAUCAUUGAACUUCUGAAAAAAGUCGAAAAAAUAUUGAGUGGCUAUUUGUUCUUCAAACUUUGGUACCAUUGUAUCCUAAUGGGAUUCAUCUUAUUCGUUAUCUCCGUCAUCGACGAUGGAGCUCAAAUAUUCGCAUUUCUCAGUUACAUGUUCAUUCUUUUGACAGGCCUCUUCAUUCUCACCUUUUUCGGGCAAGUCCUGACCAUUCAAAGCUCGAAAAUUAUCAAUGCUGUAAUGAACUCACCUUGGCAUCUGUACAUGUUUCCGGUCAAAAAAGAACUUUCGAUACUGUUGGCACGUGGCACAAAACCCUACGUUUUAUCCGCAGGAGGAUUGAUGACGAUUUCAAUAGGAACCUACAUUGCUAUUGUGAAAGCUGCUUUUUCGUAUUACACGUUAUUAAUAAAAAUGAACAAAAAACCCUGA
Culicoides brevitarsis is the source of this 1026-nucleotide messenger RNA. Its product is annotated as odorant receptor 83a-like. Gene Ontology annotation, cellular component: plasma membrane. Gene Ontology annotation, molecular function: odorant binding; olfactory receptor activity. The record is from RefSeq and is a predicted model, not a curated record. The transcript has 3 exons. Bases 1 to 1026 code for a protein of 341 amino acids. NCBI's taxonomy places the organism in Eukaryota, Metazoa, Arthropoda, Insecta, Diptera, Ceratopogonidae. Gene Ontology annotation, biological process: detection of chemical stimulus involved in sensory perception of smell; sensory perception of smell.